GCAAUAAAAGGUGGGAGCGCCUUGGCAGCGGGACCCGGGAUGCCGCCACCCAGAGCAGCCGCUGCCAUGGGGCCCGUGGUCCUGGCCCUCGUCCUCCUGGGCACUGCAGCCGCCACGGCCGACAACUGUCCAGAAGUGAAGGUGCUGGGGCUGGAGACCGACAAGCUCACCAUCCUCCGGGGCUGCCCGGGGCUGCCAGGGGCCCAGGGGCCCAAGGGAGAGGCAGGCACCGAAGGCAGGAAAGGAGACCCAGGCCCAUCUGGAGUCCGUGGGAAGGUGGGACCCCCCGGGCCCAAAGGAGACCGAGGGGAGAAGGGCGCGCGGGGAGAGAAAGGAGCCUCGUGGGAAGCUGACCGAUGUGACACAGGACCUCGGAGCUGCAGGGAGCUGCUCACCAGGGGCCACACCCUGAGCGGCUGGCACACCAUCUACCUGCCCGACUGCCGGCCGCUGACCGUGCUGUGCGACAUGGACACGGACGGCGGGGGCUGGACCGUGAUCCAGCGCAGGGUGGACGGCUCCGUGGACUUCUACCGGGACUGGGCCGCCUACAAGCGGGGCUUCGGCAGCCAGCUGGGCGAGUUCUGGCUGGGCAACGACCACAUCCACGCCCUGACCGCCCAGGGCACCUACGAGCUCCGUGUGGACCUGGUGGACUUCCAGGGCACCCGCCACUUUGCCAAGUACCAGUUGUUCAGGCUGGGGAGCGAGGCCGAGAAGUACCAGCUGAUCCUGGGAGCUUUUGCCGGGGGCAAUGCCGGUGACUCCCUGACCCAACACAACAGCACCCAGUUCUCCACAAAAGACCAGGACAACGACAAGUCACCCGCCAACUGUGCCGAGACUUACCAGGGCGCCUGGUGGUACAUCAACAGCCAGCUGUCCAACCUGAACGGGCGCUACCUUGGGGGCUCCCACAGUAGCUACGCAAACGGCAUCAACUGGAAUUCAGGGAAGGGGAACUACUACAGCUACAAGGUGGCCGAGAUGAAGGUGCGGCCCGUGUAGGGCGGCCAGCGGCCU
Molecule: messenger RNA, 1023 nt
Organism: Myotis myotis
Lineage: Eukaryota; Metazoa; Chordata; Mammalia; Chiroptera; Vespertilionidae
Product: ficolin-2-like
Exons: 9
Coding region: 40-1008 (322 amino acids)
Source: RefSeq, a predicted model, not a curated record